CAGCUUGAAAAUGGUAUAAGAUGGCGGCUAGUGGGAAGGACAUUUUGACCGCAUAUCCCCCCAAAAUUUCACGUGAUUCAAUACUCUCCGUCUAUCCAUUGCACUGGCACGUCUGGCAUAAAGAUGCCUCAUCACUCGAAGAAGAACUUGCUUUGAACAAGGUAGGUGCUUUACAUGGAACGGGUUUUAACCACGAGACAAGUGAACAUUUGUUCGCACGGCAAAACCAGCGGAUUUACCAACCAUUUGUGGUUUUCAUGUAGCACAAUAAAGAGUUACUGGACCCUCGAGGACGGACUCCACUUCAUCUUGCGGUUAGUCUGGGUUAUGUGGAUUGUGUAAAGUGUCUUCUUCGCGGAGGCUGCGAUGCAAACGCUAUUAAUCAGGAUGGUUGGAAUGGUAUGUAGUAAAAAUAUUGCUAGUUUUUAUGUAAGAGAUGUCUUUUCCCCACCUUCAAAGAAUUAAUCCACUUAGAUAAGUAAAGCGAGAUCUGAAAGAUAAUGUGAAUAUUGUAUGUGGCAAAUUUGAUGCUGAAUUUCAAGUACAGUAAAUAUUAAUUCUGGCAUGGGCUGUGAUUUGAAAUACUUAUGUCCUCCUGUCCUAACCCGUUAUCUGUAGUUUACACCUUCCACAAUACAUUGUAUGUGUCCCUUCCUAUGUUAUCUGGCUAUCUGUCACUACACAGGCCAUGCUAAAAGACUGCUAUGAAGCAGUAGGUUAGCAAGCAAUGGUUAGGUUUAGCAAUAAAAUAGAAAUAAAAAAGAGGAAAACUAUUUUUGUAAGGAGGUUUUUCACGACAAUGCAAAGUAUGUAUCAUUUUGCAUAGCCACUUGUUUGUCUGUUUUACAAAGUCUUCAUAGUAUCCUCAAGCUGAUUGCUAAUGUCAAAAAUAUUUUGAGGAACUUAUUUGAGACAGUAAGUAGAUAUAUGGGGAUGCAGUCAUGCCUCCAUGCUGAAAAUUGAGCCACAAACGUUCAGAAUUGCAGGUGCAUUUUUAUAAGUAGAAUGUGAAAAAUGCUGGUUGUCAGCUUAUUUUGACAACCCUUUGUGGGAAAAAAGUUUUGUUUAAUGUGUAAUUUUUCCUCUUCUUAUACUUCAAGCAUGUUAAAACAAGAACUUUAUCUUUGGUGCUGUGGAAAUUUCUUAUUUCUUACUUAGUUUGAAGGAGUUGCAUUUACACCUCAAUGAAAAUGAAAUUUCUCAUUUUUCAGGAGCUAAAAUGCGAAGAAAAACAAAUAACAAUGAACUCUGUCAUAUACACUUGGUUGAACAUUCUAAACCAUUAGACAAGUAUUGUUUUAAAUGGAUUUGAAUGGAUUUGAUAUUUUUUAGUGUCACAUGAAGCGAUUAGCACUGGAAACCCUGAAAUUUUAUCACUUGUACUUCAACACCGAGAUUUUCAAAGAGGAAGUCAAAGGCUUGCUGGAAUUCCUGAACUAUUGGAAGAACUCAAUUCUGUUAGUCAGAUUCUUUUCUUCAAAUAUUUUAACCUUAUCAUAAAUUUGGUAAAAAUGCUAUUGCUGUGUUUGUCCCAGACCUUUCCAUGGAGAGGUCUUUGAUCUAGUUGUAUUUACAUGUAGUGUAUUUGCCAAUGCAUGUUCAUUGUGUGAUACAUGAUAUUGAAUGCUCUCAGGAAUAUCAAUUACUUUAGUGGUAGAUGCCUUGGAUGAAAGAUUUUCUAGAAAUGUCACCUUUUGUGUCAAUUACAUAGCCUUCACAGCUUCAGUUGGGGUCAAAAGGUCUAGAUUUAAGAGCUAACAGGGUUGUUGUUUUGUAUUAUUUGGCAAGACACUUAACUCUUAGUUUAACUCAACUUUCACAGUGUCUCUCUCCACACAGGAAUAUACUUGGGUACCAGUGAACUGUCAGGGAAGUGUGAUUAAAUGGAUGGGGGGGAGGGAGGAGGGAGAGGGAGAGGAGAGGCUGCAGGAUAGGCUCCUGCUCAAUGGGCCACAUUACUUGAAAACAGACCUUGAUAACAGAGGAAGAAUAUGCAAGUAAUGUCUAAUUGUAGACUUAUGAAUUUUAGGUUUGUAGUACACAGUAUUGACUAGGAUCUAUUUUUCUCUCCUGGACAUUACAGACUCCAGAUUUUUAUGUGGAAAUGAAAUGGGAGUUCACCAGCUGGGGUAAAAACUUCUUCAUUGCUGUUUUUUCAUGUACAGUUAUAAUAAGCUAUUUUGAUUUAGAAUGCUUAUCAGUCAAAAAGCUGUGUUCUGCCGCAAAAUUGCACUAUACCAAUACAUGUAAAUGCAGUGUGAUUUUUAAUAAUUAUCUGGCUGAGAUACAGAUUCUGUUGAGUUGCUCUGAGAGAACUAAGUUGCUUCUCAAGCAAUGAUUUAGUUGAUAGAAGAUAAGAUAUAGAUGCCAAAGCUUCAACCUUGAUAUUACUUGUCAUUUAAGGAACCGUUUUGCAGAAAUUUUUAAUUGAUGGGAUGAAAGUGACCCUUCUUCAUUCUAGCAGUACUUUAAUUGAGAUACUAAGCUCCAGGAAGAUAUUUGGCUUGAGGACAUAACCUAUGCACAAAGUGCAGCAAGGUCUGUGUGUCCUGAAUGAGAGCCAGAUAUUUUUCUGUCCAGCCUGCCCAAAUGCAGCAUUUUAUUAUAUGACCACUAAGUGUUGAAAAUAGCAAAAUUUUAUUUCAACCAAAAGAAGACACAAGAAAACUCCAAAAAGUCAAUGAAAAAGAUUUUUUUACAUCAACACUUUUCCUUUGUUUUUUUUUUUUCGGAUAUCAGAACAAGAGACUCACAAUUCAUUGAAAAAUGCAACUUGUUUUUCUUUUUUUUUUUCAUGUUCUUUUUCCUUUAAGUUUUUGCCCUGUUAGUGUAGGGCCAGAUAGUGUUUUCCAGACAGGCCCACCUCAACCCAUCGGGGGUUUCACAGAUCAACUUUCUCAUUCACGUGGUAUAUUAUGAUGACAAUUGUUCGCUUAAUUUGUAUACUAAAUUUGAACAUUCUGUUUUUGACAGUACCGUUUAUGUCCAGAAUGUGUCCCAGUGAUACAUAUAAAAUAUACAAAUGUGGUGAGUAAAGCUUUUGGUUUAACUAUGUGCAGUGUGCUGUUGAUACUGAGCAUUUUGAUUCAAAUGUGAAACUUCAUAUUUACUGUGUUGGGUAAAUUAGUACAACUAUGCACCAUAUCUCAGUGGAUAGUGUUGAAGGUGCACUUGAAUUGACAACUCAGUGUCUCUGUAUCCUUUUCUAUUCACCCCAAGCAACUCAUGUGGGAUUUGCACCCAAAAAUAUGGUAAUUGUAGCAGGAAUAGAUGAAUUAAAAUCAGCUUUUUGUGCUUCAUUAUCUCACUGUUUUAUUAUACAUGUGUACCUAUACAGCUAUUCAUUGGAGUGUUGGUGGCUAGCAGUGGAUAUUUACCUUGCAGUUUCACACUUAGUAAAUGUCCACUACCAACCGCCUCCACUUUGGGGAACAGUUUUUGAUUAUUUGUUGUUUAUUUUUUUACCUUAGUCUGUAACAUUCAAUAUCUGAUUUGUUAUUCCCCUAUCGUUUUUGCAAUUUUCUUUCUUGUUAACUAGUUGGGAGAAUUUGCAGUUACAGUACAUUUAUGUCAAGAAUCACCUCUUGUCUCAGAUGAUACUCUCUUUCUUUAGCUGUUGGCUUUAUUGAUAUUUUAAGAAAACCUUAAAGACAUAGAGACAGGGGCUGUCUAGAAAACCAGUUGACCAAACAUAAAAAGAAAGGUGGUGAAUUUGAACUUGGCUACCAACUAUAGAAGGUUGUUUUAAUUUGUUUUUUUCCUUCACAUUGGACAAAGAAACAAUUUGAGUCCCUACAAGAAAUCAAACCUCCAACCUUGUCUAAUGCUCCACUGUUGACCUACACACAACUUGGUGGGGAGCUAGAUUAACUACUUGGUUCAUACAUUUAUAUGACCUGCAUUGUUCUGGGUCGUGGACGCACCUAAUAACGCAAUACACAUUUACCUAUCAGCCUGGUCAAUUUUUUGUUUGAUUGUGGUUGUAGGAGCAAAUGUUCGAGCUGACACCACGUUAAUUGGCUUUGACCAGAAUGACUGGCAGAGGGGUAAUAGGAGUUACGUUUUUAAGGGUGGAGGUAAAUGAUGUGAUCAUUUAUGAUAACUGAUCUAUGGAAUGCUUUAUGAAUGUAUAUUGGGUCAGUAAAUGAGUUUGGAAACCACUGUUUUUUUAUAAGUCUGUCUCAACAUGUUGGUUAUUAGAUAGAAAAUUUCUCUUUGGGCAUUGUCUUUGACGUAUAAGAUGCAGUUUUUCAUUAGUUAAUAUGUGUUGUCCUGUGGAUGUCAGUCACUCUUCCUCAUGCCCUUGGAUACGAAGGCUCACAUACACUUACUACAAAUAAAUCUAUUAACAAGGUCUUAAAGGGUAGUGUGGAUACAUUUUGCAAAUAUUUUAAUUUAAAAGGGAGUCAUUCUAAUCAGUGAAAAAAAGUCUGUAUAUUUUGGAAGUAUCAUUAGGCAAAACUGAUUUGUGAUGACUGGAUAUCCUGGUAGAUUUUGACUGGUUAGACUAGAUCUUAUAUUAUUCACUAAUUAAACUUAAUUUUUUACAUGUGAUAUACACAUUUCAUGUCAUGUGGGGCAACUGAUGAUAUUGUGAUUCAUUAAUACAUUUUUAGCGGAAGGAGGAGAAUUUUUAGAGAUUGAUCAUGAAAAAAAGAGAUACUUCAAAGAAACUUUGCAUAUUAGGUAUGUUGGGCCAUCUAAACAUAACUCAUGAUAGUAUUGAAGUUUAUAAGUGAAGUCUUCUAAUGCGAGGUAGCAUUUUAUAUCUUGCAAUCAUUCUUCUAAGAAUCUUGGACUAAUAGUCUCCAAUUACAAGCCAGAUUCAUUUACUGCAAGCUAAUAUUCUACACACUGUAACUGCCAGUGAAGCUUAAAAUUGAUGACUCACUUUUUGAGACUAAUUAGUCCAAUACGUCUCAACUACACUGUGUAUUAUUUAUAUUAUUUUGUUAAAUUUAGAGUACCAUACUUUGUUUUGCCCAUGGAAAGCUAUUGCUAGUCUGAGCAGGCCAGUCAUGUUCAAUUAAAAGAAAAUUAUACAUCAACAUGCAUCUAUAGUCAGGAUUAUUUUGAAAACUAUGGUCGUCAUUGUCUUUCUUUCUUUUUGUAGGGAAGAUUUUCGUGACCUGGAGGGGCUUAAACCUUCAGAAGAUGUUAUCAACGCCAGAUUAACAACACCAGCUGUUGCUACCAUGCUUAACACAGAUAAUAUUGCAUUUACAAGGUAACGUUAAAUUAGAACACUUUCUUGAUGGUGGGCUAUGAUGCAGUUAUUGGUUAUUCCUUGAUCAGUUAUACAUGUUAAUAUAAGCUAUCUUAGCCCUGCAGUUUGUAUACAAGACAAGUUGUGGAAUUUUCUCUUAAAAGCUGAAGGGAGAAAGCUUUGCACGCUUACAAAUUAAAGAAAAAUCAAAGAGACACUAUGAUGACUUUGUGAAUAUACUGGGUAGAAUAUAACUGUUUAUUGUGUUGGUCAAGUCUAAGGUUGCAAAGUAAAUUUGACAGUUAUUAAACCCUACCCUCCCAAAAAAUUGAAUAAGUUCUUAAGACAGAAUUGUCAGUCGCUUAAAUUCUGAUCAAUAGUAUAUUCCACAGUGCAUAUCCCAUGCAAAAUUAUCCUCACAAAGAUCCUCCAUAAUUGAUCUGCCCUGUUGAGGAAUCUGUCUGCUCUCAUGCUCUCCCAAGAUUCCUUUAAGACUGUGUUAACACCACAAAAUUUUUGCAUAGAACCCCUGCUGUACUCGUUCCACCAGGAAAAAUCACAGUUGCCAGUUGUUUGCAAAAGUGUUCUUGCAUGAGACAGCCUGUGUUAAACUCCCCCUUAACCAAUUACUGGUAAUAUUUGGUUUUAGGGUCAUCUGUAACCCAUUUUUAACAAGUAAAAUUUACAUUUCUGCAGGAUUUAGUUUGCUUCAAAGUUAAUUACUUUUAAUAAGUUAACUAGAAGGAAUCAGUUGAAUCGACAGUUUGAUAAAAGAGUCGGGAAUAAAUGUGAUAUUUCAUGUGUUUUCUCUCUUCCUCUUUUUCUUGUGAUGCAGAUUUGGUGUCAGAAUAAGUCACCCACUAUACAAUUAUACUGAAUCGCAGAAUAUCAUUACAUUGACAGUCACUGCUUUGGGCUCCAACCUCUGACCUUUCAAAGUUGCCAUUUGAUACUGAAUAAGUCACCCACAACACAAUUAUACUGAAUUGCAGAAUAUCAUUUCAUUGACAAUGAUUGCAUUGGGUUUGAACCUCUGACCUUUCAAAGUUGCCAUUGAGUGACCUUAAAUCAUAACCUUAAGAUGGUUGCCAGAAAUAAAAUUUAAUAAAAAGUGGAAAGGAAAGUAGUUAAUUGUUUUUUACAAAUGCUUUUAAAAUUCAAAUAACUUCGGACUGUAAAUAUUGUCACCUAUGAAAAAUCACUUUUUCAUUAAAAAAAAUCAUAACCUUCGUUCAUAUAAAAUUAACUUCUCUUUAAAAUUCACAAGGCACAAGACCAUGUGGGGGUGGGGUGGAGACAAGACAGAGGUAGUGAAUGGAUAUGAGUGCAAAGUGUAUACAGCAAGUGGGGUGGAGGUUCUCACCAAAACACGAGUGGAGCACUUGAAUGCUGAGGAUAAACAGAUGGCUCAAAGUGAGUUCUUUGAGUUCUUUUAGUUUAAAUGAAUUGAAUUUCAAUGGGUGAUCCUUAAUCAUAUUCAUAUGUUACAUUAUUUUCUAAUACAUUUGGCCAAUCAAUGACCUAUUUUUAACACUUGAUGUUCUAAUUCAGGUGGCUCAAAUUGGUUCAGCCAUUUUUAAGCUACAAAUUAUUUGAAAGAUGGCUAUAAUUAUAUCUGCAACUUUUCAUUCGUGUCUUUAAAGAUAACAUCAAAAAGCUGCCUUAAUUUUAGCAUAAUAUACCCUUGGCUCAAAUGUGAAUUUGAACCCCAAAUUUCACAGUCAUUUACAAUCAGCUAAUGUAGUUUCAUCUUUGCAUUAAAUUUCAAAAAUAUAUGUCGUGUGGGUUCAAGGCAACCUAUAGUAAAUGUGGAUAUCAAUUAAGGUGGCUCUGAACCUACUUUGUAGAUUGUGUAACUUUCAGAAAGAUGAAAAAUAGAUUGAUUUAUAGUUUGCAUUUCAGCUAAUGAAAGUGGGGGUCACUGAAUUAGUUUUGAUUCAGGGGCACAUAAAGCUGUGAUCAAGAAUGUUUCAAGAAGAUGUAGCUUAGCAAUCAAAACUUGUUGAUGCAGGAAAGAGACCAAUGGUUUUAUUAUAUGGAACCAUUGAUUGAAGCAAUGAAGAUAUCAAAUGUGGUUGUACAAACAGAUCAAACAGCAUAUUCUUAAAACAGGCAAUUGCUUGAGUCUCCUUAAAUAAUUAUUAUACAAGAGGAAGAUAAAUUGCAGGCAAACUUAAUUUAAAUUUAAAUCAAUACUUAAAACUCUUUUAGUCCAAAUCAAUUUAUAUGACAUCUACAUCUCUGAGUUUGCUAAGUGAAAGCAUUUUCUUAUAGAGAUAAGCUACUUAAGACCUAAGUAUUGCUUUUUUGAAAAGAUACAAAUUUGAAUCAUACUAUCCCUUUUUCUGUCUUUUUAACAGAUACAAAUGAUACAUUUGCUGCAAAUGGUCUACAAACUCUCCUUGGUAUUGAAGAAGAGAAUGUAUCAAAUAAUGUGGAGGUAAAAGAUUUCUUGAGUACACUUUUAUACUAAUUUAAAUACAAAUUUGGCCUGUGUUGCGGGUCAGAAAAAUAAUUAAGACCAUUUUAUUCAUUUUUGUCUGCAAAUUUGUAUCCCUUUACACACUUUUUGUAUCCCUUUACACACUUUAUAAAGUUCAAGUGAGAACAUGUUUCAAUGGCAAAUGAUUACCAACUAUGUCACAGAAUGUUUCUAGAAUCUGGGAGAUAGAAUGGUAAGGCCACUGCCAAGCCAAUAUUUAAUUGAAUAAGAACGCUAUUAUACACAUAUUUACCAGGUGUUAGGAUCACACUUGACAAGGACUUGUAUGUGUAAAUUCCCCUAAAUCCCUCUUAGAUAUUAUGAUUCCUCCAAAACUAGACUCCUCCAGCCAGUAUUGUCCAAGCUUAAUUAUGGGAAAGUUGCAUUUUGACACAUUUCAUUCUGCUGCAUACUUGUUUAUUUCCCAACAGGAUGACCAAGUUGGUUCAGACUUAGAUUGUACCUCUUCUAACCCUUACAAAAUGAGUUUAGAGGAGUACUUUAAUCCUAAUCCAGAAUCAAAUACAAGGGGUAAGACUUUAAAUCAUUUUAAAACAUGUGUACUGAUCAGUGUUUGUGAGCAGAUCAAUCAUCAUGACCCUAGAUCAGAAUAUGAUGAUAUUGCUUUAGUGCAGGCAGACUUUCUCAGGACCUCCAAGGAGUUAUUUUUUCUGCCACAUUGAUUUAAUUUAUCGAGAGAAAAAGAUGAUGAAAUUUUUGCCUCUAUGUUUUGGAGGCCAAUUGCCCCCCAUCUCAGAAACUCUUAUGGAACAAGCUACCUUGAAGUUCUGAUAAAAAAGGUCAACCAAAAAUUGGAAUUAUUACCAUUUAGUUUUCUUUUGGGAGUCAUCUGUUGAGCAGUGUUGUUAGAGUAAACUUCUCUGGAUAGUUGUUACAUUCUUAACCCUUAGGUUUAACUGUUACACCACCAUUUAACCUAGCCCUGUGUCAACUGUAAUUACCUUCUAGAUUACUAACUGCAACCAUACACAGGAGAAGGUAAAGAAUCCGAUCCUACCAAUGCAUCAACCAACAUUGGUGGUGUGUUGGCCAAUGUGUUGGUAGUCUGUUGGUGAUUUGUCGGUAGUGUGUUGGCUGACGUGUUAGCUGACACAUUGAUGGGAUUGGAUUCUUUACCGUUACGCACAAAUAGCUUUUUUCUUCUUAGCCAACAUUUCAAUUAUAUGGUCCAUGAUUCAAUUUGUUACCUGGGGGCACCAACCCUUUUGGAUGUACCUUCAAAUGCUUUCUAAGUUUAACCAAAAUUGGUUGCUGUUCUCCAGUCUUCACUGCAAUAGUCCAUUUAGUGUGCUUGGUUGCCAAGCCUUGGAACAGAAGUGACACUAAGGGUGACCUUGUUAUGAUAUAUACAUUGCUGGUUUUCCAAUGUAAAUUGCUCUGUUAUUGUGCUAACUAGAUACUGGUCUCUGUCACAACAAGGUCACCUUUAAACUCAAUCUAAAUUAAAGGCUUGGCAGCUAAGUACACCACUUUAAAAUGGCCUAUUUCAUUAUUAGUAUCUGGAACCUCACUAAAUUCCAACAAAUUUCUUCUACCCAAUGAGGUGCAAAAAGUCUGCAUUUCUUUGUGUAGACUUAAUAUGUAUCUUUUUACACCACCAGAUAUUGGAAAAUUGAAAGAAAUGACAGUGAAGAAGCAGAAAUUUAAAGCUACAAUUUCAAUGUGUGACAAGCACCCGUUGUCUCUUCGCGAACAAGUGCUUCCAAUUGUCAAAUUACUGGUGAGUACAUGGACCCCCUCCUUGAUGUAUCAGUAUAUAUAAAAAAGAGUGACCUCUAAACUUUAAAGCUUCCCAGUCCUGAAAUCUCUUUUAUUAACUUAAAGUUUUAUAUUACUGUCAUUUUACAACAUGCAAUGUUUUGCAAACUUAGUUUGGUGUACAACAUCCCUCUCCCUAAGAGUAGGUUUGAAUAGUAAAAGAAACAAAUAAUGGAGAUACAAUAUUAUGAAAACAGAAAUUCAGACCCUAAUGUACAUCUACAAACCUUAUUGGUGAUAUUUUGUGGUGUAAAAAAGUGAGGAAAUGAUAUGGCUUGAACUUGUACUUGAAAUUAAUAAAUUAACUGGUUAGAUGUGCAAGGUACAAAAUAUGCUUAAUGAAACUCAUUAAAGUUAUACACGUAGGAGUCUGACAAGUGAACAAAUUAUAUGGGAAGGAAAUUUGGGGAAUUAAACCAUUUGAUAAAUGGUUAUUACUGUAAAACCUGUAGCCAAUACUUUCCCUGUAUGAUCCUUAUACUUGGUCGAUGAGGUAAAUUUAUUGCUUACUAUGAUUAUUGUGGACUAAUACAUCUUGAUGCAGGCUAUCAGCAACACUCAUUUUGCUAAGCUUAGGGACUUCAUUGCACUUCAUCUACCAGCAGGAUUCCCGGUCAAAAUAGGUAAUGUGUGCUUUGCUACAUACAUUUUUAACUUAUGAGUAGCUGGAAUUUUACUCCUGGUAAAUGAAAGCCUCCAUGUGGUAAGACUUUGAGAUGGUGCUGGUUUUUAAUUUUCCUUUUUUAACAAUCAGUAAUUACAACAAUCAGUAAUUGUCAACCACCAAGAGUUGGGAGUCAAUCAAUUGAUGUUACUGACAGAGACAGUAAAGUUUUGGUUCUUUCAGAAAUUCCUUUGUUCCAUGUCCUAAAUGCCAAAAUAACGUUUGGUAAUAUUGGGGGAGGAGAAUGUUCAGUGGAAGGAGUGCAUGCAAUCAGAGCUGAUAUACAGGAAACUGGAGAGGAUAGUCACACCUCUACUGAGGGGGAGGAACAGCCCCUUGUAGAUGGGCUGGCUGCAAGGUGUGUCAUAGAAUCAACUUGUUUUGAUGCUCCAGCAGACUACCGAGAGGUUAAUCUGGAUCAACCAGUUGGUGAGUAACCUUUUUGCUGGAAGAAUGCAAAACAUGCAUUUUGCAGGUCUUAAAACUGAAAGCUGGUCAAUGGAUAAUGUCAGGGAAAAAAUUCAGUUGAUGUGCAUACUUUCAUACAUCUGUACAGAGGAGGAACCAAAUUAACUGUUGUAAUAUUUCGACAGCUGUGAAUACAUGAAAGUCAUAUGUUUGAAUUGCAGGUAAAGAAGUAUGAAAGUGAUCUUCACAGUUAUGAACACUACUUAAGCAUUAGUGAAAAGAAGGCCUGGGAAAAAAAAAAAUUCAGGCCUGUACGGGAUUUGAACCCAUGACCUUUGUGAUACCUGUGCAGUGCUUUACCAACUGAGCAAACAAGCCAACAACUGAUUGCUCUUCUUACUUAAACUUCUUCAAGGUCCAUGGCUAGGAACCAUCAGCUGGCCUCUAGCCAUUAAUGGAAUAUAUCUUAACUUUGACUUUUCAGAAGACCUAAUCCACUUAAAAUUUUGUUUGGCCAUUUAAACAUGACCACUAACAUUCAGUUUAUUCCAUAGCUUCCUUUUGUCUCCUUUGUGUAAUCACGUAGCUAUUUAUACAUUGCGUUGGCCCACUUACUCUUAAGCUUUCACAAACACAUCAACCAAGAGCUACAUUUCUUUUUGCAAACAUCAAGGAUCUAUUCCAUUGGUAUCUGGUCAAAACCAUGUGUUCUUCACAUCAACUGAGUUGAUAAUGUAAAUUGGCCACUGUAAAGAGUCUCAAAGCUAACAUUUCAAGUGUUAGGCAUUCAUCAGAGUGAAUGACAAAGGGCUAACACUCAAAAUGUCAGCUUUAAAACUCUACAGUGGCUAAUUUAUGUUAUCAACUUAGUUGAUAAUACUAAAUUACCUAGGUAUACUCUCUCACUGAUGCAGCACCACUGUUAUUCUUUAGAAACUCGCACCCUUUUUUCUUCACAUCAGAUUGGCAACCAUAAUGCCAAGAACAAUGUAGCUCUAGAAAUUAGUUUUUCAACUUCAUUUUACCCAUGCAGACAGCUUAAAUUCACAAAUUAUGACACUAGAGAAAAGAAGGAAGGAUCACAAGUCCCUGGCUAACCUUCCCGCAACAAUUGUCAUGACAUAAUGAAAUUUAAAAUAAAGUGUUUAAAAGGGCCUGACAAAAGAGUCAUCUUCCAUAAUAAAGUUAAAAUCUAAUCUUCCUCAAAAAUGGGAAUUGAAAAUAAAAUGUUUAAGAACACUGGAAGCUUGAGCAUGUAUUGUUUUAUCAUUGUAAUGACUAAAAAACUGACAAAACUGUUUCUCUCUCUAUGGUCUAUUAGCUCCUCUUAGAGAUGAAGAAGACGAGAUGCUACAACUAGUAAUACAACAGAGCUUACUUGAAUAUCAACAAGAUCCUGCACAGAUUGUGACUCUUCAGACUUUACAAGGCAGCCAGCAACAAGAAGAUGAUGACUUGCAACGGUAUUAAAUGCAUCUUACACUGUCUAAAAAAAUUCUUGUUCACUAUUCCACAAAACCUAUUAGUAAAGCCUCUCAUCUUCCUCUGGGUUCUGCUGUAUUGAGUACAUUUAUAUUCUUGAGGUGCCUGGAAGAUACAGUAAUUUACUUAACUAGAAUGAUAAUUUAAGCAUUAGCAAUUAUUGUGUGGACUGUUUUGUUCUAUCCUUGAGAAUGAUGGUAUUAAUACUCAGAUACUAAGUCUUCCCGAUGCAAGUGUGGACUGUUUUGUUCUAUCCUUGAGAAUGAUGGUAUUAAUACUCAGAUACUAAGUCUUCCUGAUGCAGGUAUUAGUAACACCUUGGAACCCUCAGUUAAUUUUCCUCCUAAGCUUGUGAAUGCAUAGUGUGAUUUAUAAUUUGGAUAUUAAGCAAUAUUUUUCAAAUAGUGCAAUAAGAGAAAGUAUGAGAGAAAGUGGUGUUGAAGAGGGAGAAACCCCACAAGUUCUUCCUGUUCAAAGACAAGAAGGAGAUGGAGUCAUUGCCUAUGAUGAAGACUUGCAGCUGGCUAUGGCACUUUCUGAACAGCAGCUGGAGGAAGAUGAACGACUUCGAAAACAGGAAGAAGAAGAGCUGGCUCAAGUCAUUCAGCUAUCUCUUGCAGAAAAUUAACUUGUAUAGCUUUCAGAUCAGGCUAUAAAAACUGUAAAACUGUAUUUGCAUUUAAUUCUUCAAACUAAAGUGAAGUAGUCGGUAUAUUUAGUAACUUCUUAAAGUGAAGUUGAAGCUCUGAGAUUUUUUGGGAAGUUAUUGACUAUUUAUUGUUUAUUUUUGAAAUGGAUUACAACAGCAAAAAAGAAAGAAGGCAUUGAAAAUGAGUUAUAAAAUUAGGAAACUACAAAAAUUUUGAGUAUCAUUAGGUAGUUCUCUAGGCAUUACAUUUUUUUUUGAUAGCAAGAUCGUGCCACAUGUGACUUAACAGUCUUGUGAACAGUGACUUCAUGUAUGAAAAAUGGUAUUAUUUUCAAUCUGCUGCAUUCAUUUUACGUGAAAUAACUAAUUACUUUGUGUCAAAUGACACUUCUUAUUCUGUUAGAAUCCACACUGUCUGUAUGCUUUUAGAGUUGGAGACUAACUUAAGUUGUAUUGACAAGUGCUAGUGUCACCUUAAGGGUCAAACACUGUUUGGUGUCUGCAGUAAUAUUACUCAAGAGACUUCCUAUAAGAAGAACAUUAUCAUUAAAAAGAACUUUUCAAAUUUUCAUUUUUUUCAAAUUUGUUUUGGUUAAGUCAACAUAAGUUGGAGAACAUUUCCUUUUUUGGAUUGAAUUCAUAGUUACUUAUACCUAGUAUUCUCUAUGUAAAUUAUUCCCCCUAACUAUUAAUUGUAUUUAGUUCUCUUGGAGACUGUACAAAUUUAGAGUGAAACAAGAGGAAACAUUUAUAUUAAUAUCAAUAACAUUUUAUUUAUCAGACCAGAAGAUAUUAACAUUUUUGUUUUAUCAUUGUGUCUGUGCUUCAAAAGUCACCAAAGAGGUGCAGUCAUGUUUCUAGUCAUGUUGUCCUUUUAUGUAGGACUGUUUUUAGGUUUGUUGUUUCAAUGUCACAUUGGAUGGUUGGAUAAUUCCACUUUUUGUUACCAGUCAAUUGUGCAAUAAUUCAUUUUUUAACCAUGAAAGUAAAUGGAAAGUUUUAUUAGGUGGUCUGGUGCUAAAUAAAUAACAUUCUUAACCCAUGAACAAGUUGUUUCUUUUGUCAUAACUAUGAUUGAUGACAGGACCUUUUUCAAAAAAUUGCUAAGUUAAAGUGCAAACACAUGAAAUAUUAGUUUUUAAGAUUGGAUACAAAAAGGGAUGUAUUUCCUUCAACUUUAACUUUAUGAAAAUAGUUAUAUUCCAAUGAACCUUGUUAAAUUGUCUUUACUUAUGAC
Pocillopora meandrina is the source of this 13907-nucleotide messenger RNA. NCBI's taxonomy places the organism in Eukaryota, Metazoa, Cnidaria, Anthozoa, Scleractinia, Pocilloporidae. The record is from the annotation of a GenBank genome assembly.